Musa acuminata subsp. malaccensis (wild Malaysian banana) is the source of this 1398-nucleotide messenger RNA. RefSeq lists its product as uncharacterized. The record is from RefSeq and is a predicted model, not a curated record. NCBI's taxonomy places the organism in Eukaryota, Viridiplantae, Streptophyta, Magnoliopsida, Zingiberales, Musaceae.
AAACACCAAUGGCUUCCUUCUCCUUCCUCUCUCGCUCUCGCAGAUCAAUCCCUAAACUUCUCCACUUCCUCUUAAGCCCAGCUAAAAGCCCUAAUGCUUUAUCCUCCUCCACGCCCCUCUUCCGAUCCCACCACCGCCUUGCUACACCCGGUUCCACGUCUACUAAUCCCCAAAUCCCCAAUCCCUUCUUUCUCCUCCGAUCCUUCUCCACCACCGCCGCCGCCAAUCUCCGAUCCCGACCCCUCUCCAAGCGAACCCCCACAAUCCCAAGUCUUAUCCCUACUCCCUUCAGCUCCCUUCCCCGAAUCCCGACUUUGCCUAAAACGCUAUACCCCGAUCCCAGAAACCUCUCCGCCGGCCCGUCGGGAGGCUCCGAGCCAGAGGGCGGGCCCCAGGUCCCGGAGUUCCGGCACCAGGAGAUCGUCGGCCCCACGGUGGAGCGCGACGACUCCGCCCUCGCCAACGAGACCCGCCAGGUGCUCGACGGCCUCGCUAGGAGCAUCUACAGCCUCAGCUCGGCCUUCGCCUUGCUGGGCGUCGCCCACCUCGGCCUCGGCGCGUGGAUCGUGUUCUCCGUACGGCCGCCCGACGAGGUCCUGGUCCAGGGCCUCGCGGCUUUCGGCUUUCCCUUCUCGAUGGCGUUCCUCGUGCGCCGGGCCCUGAAGCCGAUUGUCUUCUUCAGGAAGAUGGAGGAGCAGGGGCGUCUCCAGAUUCUGACGCUGGCUCUCCAGGCCACAAAGAACUUGAAUCUCUUGUUCAUAAGAGCUCGAGUGGUUUCCUUCUGCUGCAUCGUGGGCAUCUCGGCAGGAUCUCUGGCAGCUCUACUUGGGCGAUAAUGUUAUCAUCAGAAUAAUGCGAUCUUGAUUUGUAAUUCUUCCCAGUUUGUCUAGACUUACCAUGGAGUUUACGAUUUGAGCAGCUCAGAUUGUUUAAGAUCCAACAGCGAUGAGAUGGGUUCAUUUUGGAGACAUAUUAUACUUACGGGUCCAUAACUUAAUUCUCUUCAGCUAAGAAAACCAAUAAGGCUUCAUUGCUUUUAUCGUUCUCUAGAUGAAAUUAAAUUCUAGGUACACUCUCAAGGAAAUCACACGGACAGGUAAUUGCUGACUUUCUUUGCUUGCUCACUUGAUAGAUAUUGUAAAGCUUUCUUGAAUACUUUCUGGGAACAAAAAAAUAUGCUUGAGCCGUGACGGGGAUUGGAAGAUUUGAUCAGUUGAUGCUGUCCUUGGUAGUGCCUUAUGGCUUAGGUUUCUUGUACUUGGCAAUUGAUAAGUAAUAAAAAAGAACAGAAGUAAGCUUCUUUUCUCCUUCGUUUUAAAAAAAUAUUGUUUAUCAUUAUUUUCCUGAAAAUCUGAACGUGUCAACAAAGCUUUUUAAUGUAAAAUGGUGCAACACUCA